This is a messenger RNA of Oryza brachyantha (malo sina), 1265 nucleotides long. RefSeq names its product 3'(2'),5'-bisphosphate nucleotidase-like. Bases 171 to 1244 code for a protein of 357 amino acids. Gene Ontology annotation, biological process: sulfate assimilation; phosphatidylinositol phosphate biosynthetic process. Gene Ontology annotation, molecular function: 3'(2'),5'-bisphosphate nucleotidase activity. The transcript has 8 exons. Lineage: Eukaryota; Viridiplantae; Streptophyta; Magnoliopsida; Poales; Poaceae. The record is from RefSeq and is a predicted model, not a curated record.
GGUUUUUACCAUCAUCACCCAACUAUUUCGGAACAUUUUUGGAUGCCUUCUAUACUCGUACCUAAUCUAACGACGUUAUUGGUUUGAGGCGGCUAAUCACCGGACAUUACCAGUUUGACUCUACUACUGACUAAAGCAUCCAUCACCUGCUCUCCACCUCUCCCUCCGCCAUGUCGCCGCCGCCGCCGGCCGCCGGCAACCCGUACAGGGCGGAGCACGCCGCCGCCAAGAAGGCCGUCGCCCUCGCCGCGCGCCUCUGCCAGAAAGUGCAGCAGGACCUCUUGAAAUUGGACGUUCAAACUAAGGCAGACAGAACCCCUGUGACAGUCGCCGACUAUGGGUCACAAGUAUUGGUAAGUCUGGUCCUGAAGAUGGAAUUACCUUCUGAAACAUUUUCCAUGGUGGCAGAAGAGGAUUCAGAGGACCUGAGGAAAGAUGGAGCUGAAGAGAUUUUGGAACAUAUCACCAAACUCGUAAAUGAAACCGUCAUGGAUGAUGGUUCAUACAGCAUCACAUUAUCCAAGGAAGAUGUGCUGGUGGCACUUGAUGGUGGAAGAUCUGAAGGAGGUCCUUCUGGGAGACAUUGGAUAUUGGAUCCAAUAGAUGGAACCAAAGGUUUCAUAAGGGGAGACCAAUACGCAAUUGCACUUGCAUUACUUGACAAAGGCAAAGUAGUUUUGGGAGCAAUGGCAUGCCCAAAUCUUCCUUUCAAAUCAAUAGGAAAUCACAAUGGUGGAUCUUCUGGAGAUCAAGUCGGUGCCCUCUUUUCUGCUACAAUUGGCUGUGGAGCUACAGUUGAGACAUUAGAGGGCUCUCAGCGACAAAAGAUCAGUGUGUGCUCUAUAAACAAUCCUGUGGAUGCCUCAUUCUUUGAACCUUAUGAAAUAAGACACUCCAUGCGUGACUGCACUUCAUCAAUUGCAAAGAAACUUGGUAUUCAGGCUCCUCCAGUUAGAAUUGAUAGCCAAGCAAAAUAUGCUGCUAUAGCCCGAGGUGACGGUGCCAUUUAUUGGCGCUUUCCACACAAUCGUAGCAGACUAACUGUAUGGGAUCAUGCAUCUGGGUCUAUUAUUGUCACAGAAGCUGGAGGUUUGGUAAAAGAUGCUUCAGGAAACGAUUUGGAUUUCUCUAAAGGUAGACAUCUUGGUCAUGAAGGUGGCAUUAUUGCAACAAACAAAUAUUUGAUGCCAUUAGUUGUAGAAGCUGCCCAAGAGGCUAUGAAGCAGGAAGGAAUACUAGGCUAAUUCACUCAUGCAUCAGAAUUC